AUGAGCUUACCAAAUAUUUCUUCAAUGGAAAACUUUGAUUGUGAAGGCGACGUAUCAUCAGUUGCUUCAUGUUGGGAAAAGUGGAAAAGGGCUUUUAACAUAGGGAAAAAAUGUGCGUUUCAAAAUCUAGAGGAUAAUCUUAUCGACCAAGUUGUCGAAAAAGGAAGUUACUUAAAGUUAAAAAAAAUAGGUAUGGGGGACAGCAUGACUUUAGAGACCAUAGUUAGUAAAGCAAAUUCUUUGGAAGCUCUAGAAAGGCAACCCCGAGUUUGCCCAAGAGGUUCACUUAUUACAACAUAG
Brassicogethes aeneus is the source of this 300-nucleotide messenger RNA. NCBI's taxonomy places the organism in Eukaryota, Metazoa, Arthropoda, Insecta, Coleoptera, Nitidulidae. The record is from the annotation of a GenBank genome assembly.